AUGUUUUCAGAAAAGUGUGGGUCAAAGAGCGAGGUGCCGCGCCGCCGCGGGCUGGUGCUCACCUCACGCUGCAGGACCCUGGACCACCGAGUGUGGUCUGUCCUAGCUGACACUGUUGACCAACAACGUGCAGAGGUGCUUCUUGCAAGUAGAAUAGCGAUUGGAGAGGGGCGUCUUAUCUGGCAAGACGUGCGGGAUCUGAUUCUGCCGCCGACGUACCAGGACCAGGAGGGACACUACGCGUCUGACCUGGCGCUCGUGGUGCUGGCCGCGCCCGCCAACUUGUCGGUGGCCGUGCAGCCCGUCUGCAUAGACUGGGAGCUGCGCCACAUGGACCGGCAACUCGCCCCGGGCAGCAUCGGACAGGCAGCUGGGUGGGGUAUGAACGAGUACGACGAUUUCGCUGACACGCUGCACGUCGUCGACAUGCCAGUCAUCGACGACAGACGCUGCAUCGAGGAACAAGAGCGAGACUUCAGAAAGUACGUGCGUUAUACCACGUUCUGCGCCGGUUACCGUAAUGGCAGUGGCGUCUGCAACGGCGACAGCGGUGGCGGGCUGGUGUUCCAGACGGACGAGGGCGCCUGGUACCUGCAAGGCGUCGUCAGCAUCAGCCCGCGGCGGCGCGGCACCUCGCUCUGCGACCCGCACUUCUACACCAUCUUCACCAAGGUUGGCAUCCAUUUGCGAUGGCUGUACAACGUGAUGAAUACAAUUUAACUCUUCAGCAGACACGAGGAUAGCCU
This is a messenger RNA of Schistocerca nitens (vagrant locust), 746 nucleotides long. Its product is annotated as limulus clotting factor C-like. Gene Ontology annotation, molecular function: serine-type endopeptidase activity. Lineage: Eukaryota; Metazoa; Arthropoda; Insecta; Orthoptera; Acrididae. The transcript is spliced from 6 exons. Gene Ontology annotation, biological process: proteolysis. The record is from RefSeq and is a predicted model, not a curated record. The coding region runs from base 1 to 720 and encodes 239 amino acids.